Molecule: messenger RNA, 1275 nt
Organism: Dichotomopilus funicola
Lineage: Eukaryota; Fungi; Ascomycota; Sordariomycetes; Sordariales; Chaetomiaceae
Exons: 1
Coding region: 1-1275 (424 amino acids)
Source: RefSeq, a predicted model, not a curated record
AUGAAGUUCUUGUUGACAGCUUUGGCCGGAGUCUCGGUUGCCUCCGCUAAAACCCAGCUUCCAGAAACAUGGUAUUCCACCAUCUACCUCAAUGAGUCCUUAACCACGAGCCAAGAGAUCGCCUAUGGCAGUGAGGCCGUUACUCCGGUGCCAACUUCGACCGCGCCGCUAGUUUUGUCAACUUCAUACCUCAGCGCUCCCGUAGCCAGCCGAAAUAUCAACCACACCACGUAUUCCACUGUUAGCGAGACACUGCCGCUCACUACUGUGACACCCUCCGUCUACAUUACACGCCCCUCCCUCCCAACCGUCACCCUCAAUGGCACCACCACCAUAACCACCUACCUCUCCACAACCAUCGCCACCGUCACCCUCUCCUCCCUCGUCCUCCCCAACGGCUCCCCGCCCGCGAGCACCGCGACAGUCUACACCGGCACCUACCAUCCCGCUCCAGGACAAGUGAUCCCCUCGGGCAGCACUCAAACCGCCUGGCCUACCGCCGUGACUGUGCACGAUUCCAUCACCGCAACCUACCUCAUCUACACGUACACGGGCAGCACGUCCACUACCACCUCGGUCUGGACCGAAACCGUCUACCGCACAACGGCCACGGCGUCCACGACAACAACCAUCGAAAUACUCCCCUGCAUCGGGCGGCCCCCGGCUAGAACCUGCACGCAGACAACCUACACCAGCACCGCGACGCACACCAUGGCCGACGCAGGGCUGGCGUACGUGAACGCUACGCGCACCGUCCCUGGCAGUUACGAUGCUACCCCAACGGUGACGUACGCGGCCAGAUGCGCGCCGACAAACCUGCUCAGCGUGCGCGACGGGCACGGCCUCGCCGUCGAGCUCUCGCCCGACGACUUCACGUUUCCCAUCGGGUUCCCCGGCAUCGUCAUCGGCAUUCCGCCGUCGUUGGUGGUCGACCCGAGUGCCUGCUGUCAGCUGUGUCUUGACAACGAGGGCUGCGCCGCGAGCGAGUGGACGUUGGGGUGGGAUACGGCUUGUCGGUUGUUUUACCAUGUGCCGGAGAUUGGUGAUUAUGGGGCGGAGGGCGGUAGUGGAGGAGGAGGACAACAGAGUAAGAAGGAUCAGUUGUGUGGGAAAGCAGGAAAAGGUGGUGGCGGUAACGGGGUGGUCCCGGUCAAGUACUAUGCUGAUGUGUAUGCGCUGCCAGGCCAGGGGAGUUUUAUUCAAGUUGGGUGCGGGAAUUUGGAGUAUCUCGGCUUGAUGGAUCCGUUUUGUCCGUCGUGCGAGGUGGGUGAGUGA